AGAGACGUGGGAAAGGUUGCGGCCCCGCCUCUCCCCUCCUCUCCUUACACACGGAAGCUCAGUGGCCCCCAAGCAAGGAUGUCCGAUGCCUGGGUCCUCCGCCUGGUAACCACCUUGCUGCUCGGCCUUCUGGCCGGUCUCCAACAGACUGCAGCCAAAUGUGGCCUCUUCCUUAACUGCCCCACAGGAUUCAAAUGCUGCGGUGACAGGUGCUGCCAGGAGUACGAGUUCUUCCCUGGCCUCUUGAGGAUCUUCCUCAUCGUCUUCCUCAUCGUCAUGCCCAUCUUGUGCAUUUGCGGCCUGACUAAGCGCUUCUGUCGCAACUACAGAGAGCAGGAACAGGACCCCCCAAUGGAUCAUGAAAGGCCUCCGGAAUGGCCCUCCAUUGCCCCCGCAGAGAGCGUCAGGGGACCCAUCCCUGAACCCCCACCCUCCUACAGCGAGAUUAUUCUGAAGCCCGUCCUGGGUCUGCCUCCCACCGAGCCACCCCCUCCCUACAGCUUCAGACCUGAAGAAUAUUCUGGAGUCCACAGGGGCUUAGACAACCCAGCCUUCUAAGUCCCCUCCUGCCUGGAGUCCAGCCUCAGCCACCACCUCCCCAACGCCUCCUGGAUCAAGCCAGAGACACCUGGGAUCUCUAGCACGCCCCCGCCUAUCCUGUCGCAUCGCUGGCCAUUCUUGGCUUUAACUUAUUGCUUUUCCUGCCCCCGUUCCACCCCCACUGUCUCUCUUGCCCCAAGGGCUGGGCUGGAGCAGCAGUGUCCAUCCCCUCCCUCGCCACCCGCAGUCCAAGUCUGAGGCUGACAAGAGGAAAAUGUCAGCAGUUGGAGGUGCCGGAGAAUAGAAUGGGGUACUGAGGACCGUUCAUGGAGGCAUGCAGAGCUUCACCGAACAGCCAACUCAGAUGAAGGGUACUGCUAUACAUGGAAGAUCGGACUACAAGUCCAUCAUUUAUUAUUACAGAGAAAAGGCACGUGGCAGAACAAUAGCCUAUGGUUUCCAUGAGCUCCGAGCCCCCUUUGCUUUUGCCCGAAUAGAGAAGACCCCAUUCGACCUUCACCUACCUUCCCCCGCCCACCGACACUCACUAAAUUUUAGCUGAUUGUUGCUGAGAGUCUGCCUCUGGCUGUGUGGGGAGGUGAGCCCCUGGGGGACUAGAGGGGAGAGGCGGUCGUCACUGUGCCCACCAUUGGUGAGUCCUUUGGGCUGACAGUGUGUUGACAAUGAGCAUAGGGGGACAGUACAUCCCUGGACCACCCUCUCGGAGAGGAUCUUUACAGAUGCUUUCACCUCCAGUCCCUUGAGAUCUCUGGGUGGUAAAGAGCCCGGACAGAGAGAUGGCAUGGGGUAGGAGUGACCGUUGUGUCUUCCCCACCCCAUCCUCCCAUUGCUGUCGGGGAUAGACAGAGCUCAGCUCCCUUACGCUCACCAUGGGAGAGGGAAGUGGGGAGCCUAGCCAUCUGUGGGGCAGGGCCUCUGGAGACCUUGAUCCGCCCCACCCUGGAUUCUCCUGGAGGGAGGAGAGGAGAGGGCAGAUCCACGCUUUUCUUCCCGUCUUGUGUGAUUCUGGGGCACCACCUCCUCAGCCCCAUCUGCUAACCCCUAAGAGGAAAGAAGCAUUCACCAUUGCAGCACAGCGUCUUCCCAGGGAAUCGGUCCCGUGGGAGCCUGCAGCAGAGCAUGGAGCUGGGAGCCUGGCAUGGGGCAUGCAGGGUGAGAGAGACCCCCCCAAGCCAGUGUCUCGGGGGUCAGGCAGGGCUGGGCUCCUCCUUUGCGCUCUGACCCCCUCCCUGCCUUUGCAUUGUUCCCCUGCAGCCAUGAAUGCUGGCCUUCCUCCCCAGAUAGAGGGCACAGCAGCAACGCUGGCCAAAGCUCCUGGGAGGAUGAGAGAUAACACUGGCCCUGGUAUGCUGGCCAGGAUGGCACCUCCAGGCCUCUCAAUAACACCCAGCCUUGGGGUAUCAAGACUCAGGCAGGUGUCAGGGCCAAGGGGUGCGGGAAAUGGCACAGCCAGCCCCAAAGAUGUCAGGAACAUGGCUGUCUGGCUGAGAGUUCCUGCUGCAGACAGGACCCCAGAGGGAGAACAUUGGUUACCGACCACAUAGUGCCAGAGUUGGCAGUAGAAUGAGCCCGGCCAUGGAAAGUUUCCCUUCCAUCUCAGGGAUUGAUAAGGGAAGGAGCAGAAGGAAGGCAUGUGGGUGCUUUGUGUAAACCUGGCUAGCUCCAAUGAGAAGCCCCAGAGCUGGUAUCGUGUCACUGGUAUAUGCCCACCCUAGGGAGCAUGUUAAGCAGUGCGCUUUGCAGACCUGGAGAAGGAGGUCACCCUCAGCCUGGACGCUACCUUCCUUUCAUCCAAGAUGACAUGGGGCCUUUAAAUCGUCCCAGCAGCAGCAGAGUGGCCUGGAGGAAAAGGAUCUCGUUCCAAAGCCAAGUGCUGCUGGGACCUGGUGGCAGAAAUGGCUAGUUCUAUGGCUCUGUGUUCACUGUUGGUGGGAGUGGACAUAGCGUAAGCUUCCUCGAGGGCACAUGCGCAGUAGCCAUUCAUGCCGCAGGUAUUUACAAAGAUCCUACUAUGUUUCUGGCACCAUGCCUGGCACUGGGCAUCCAUUAAAAUUUAAAAUGCGCGUGACACAGCCAUUCCACUCCUAGGAAUAUUCUUCACAAAUGCUCAUGCAAAAGAGCUCAAAGAGAUGUCCAUUGCAGCAUUCUAACUGAGGGUAAAUGAAAACACCCUAAAUGUGCAUUGACAGGAACCUGUUAACUAUACCAGGUCCAUCCACAUUGUGAACACUGCGCAGCCUCCAGAAAGAAUGGAGUUGGAUCUGAAACACCAACCUGGCACAAUGUCCAUCAUUUAUUAUUAUAGAGAAAAGGCAUGUGGCAGAACAAUAGCCUAUGAUCUCAAUUUAUAAAUAUAGACCACGUCAUACAUAAUAUAUAUACAUAUAUAUAAAUACACAUAUGUAUGUAUGUAUAUUUUUCCCUUUGCAAAUGUAUAGACAAGAUCUAGAAGGAUAUGAACCAAACCACACACACGACACUUUCAACAGUGGUUGGCACUGUGGGAUGGAGGGAUAGAAGUAGCCAGUUGUA
Messenger RNA from Rhinolophus ferrumequinum (greater horseshoe bat), 3093 nucleotides. It is a transcript of the gene TMEM92, whose product is annotated as transmembrane protein 92. The coding region runs from base 79 to 558 and encodes 159 amino acids. The record is from RefSeq and is a predicted model, not a curated record. The transcript has 5 exons. Gene Ontology annotation, cellular component: nucleoplasm. NCBI's taxonomy places the organism in Eukaryota, Metazoa, Chordata, Mammalia, Chiroptera, Rhinolophidae.